This is a messenger RNA of Anthonomus grandis grandis, 13729 nucleotides long. Its product is annotated as phospholipid-transporting ATPase VD. The coding region runs from base 350 to 4744 and encodes 1464 amino acids. Gene Ontology annotation, biological process: phospholipid translocation. Gene Ontology annotation, cellular component: plasma membrane. NCBI's taxonomy places the organism in Eukaryota, Metazoa, Arthropoda, Insecta, Coleoptera, Curculionidae. The record is from RefSeq and is a predicted model, not a curated record. Gene Ontology annotation, molecular function: ATP binding; magnesium ion binding; ATPase-coupled intramembrane lipid carrier activity. The transcript is spliced from 18 exons.
UCGACGCAGGAAUUUUGAGGACGUUGUCAAAAAAAACUUGAAAACAAAAAAAAAUUAGGAAAAAGCAAAACAGUUCGGAAUCGUAUGUGGAACGGAGCGUUAUGUUCGGGGAUCCGGGCUAAAAAUAUUUACGUGUUUUUUGUAAAUUAUAGGACUGAAAAGUUCUUUCCCAAUUCUGGUGUGUAGUGACAAAUACAGUGUACUGUUUGGAUAAGUUAUGAAACACAAGGUAAAAUCACUCUUCGUUUUUGUUCAAGGUUUUGUUUGGAAUAGCCAUUAGGUUUCAUGGAUUUAUUAGAGCAGAUUGAUUUGUCUUAAUUAUCUUUUGCUUUGUGGGAGGCAUCUCAAAAUGUCGAACUUCAAUCAUGCAUCAGACAGAACUGGCAACACUGGCCCGCCUUCUGAAAUACCAAACCAGGCACACAGUGCACCUUCUGCUAGCAUUGUCGGUUUAGGGGGUACCACAUACACCUUUCCGGAUGUCACAAUAGUGGGGGGACCCGCUAGGAGCCCUAGAGGCCAUUCGAGAAGUGUAAGCCACGGUGGAGCCACUAAUAUAGUAGCGGGAGGUAGCAGUUCUGCCAGUGUGGUUGGCAGAUCAGCUUUGAAAGGAUCAAGAGGCCACCAGAGGGCGUUCUCCCAUGGCCAGAUCUCCGAGGCGGAGGUGUCCGGGGUCGGGCCGGAUAGACCUGGACACUCUAGGGGAGGUUCCAAGACUGAUUUUAUAUUGCCACCUGGACACAAAGAUACCGUUAGCGUCGAGGGGGCGGCCUCUAGGGUUAGUGCCAAGGGACAUUCUAGACAAGCUUCAAGGUCCGAAUCGAUUUACACACUUCGCCGAUCCGAUCCUCCUCACCUGUGGCAGAAAAUCUACUAUAGGCUCACGAGACGUUCGCCCAAGCACGAUCCGGAGGAGAGGAUCCGUACCGUAGUACCCAACCACACGGUUCCGCCAAAAACACCGCGCAAACAACAUCCGAACGGACGUCGGGCCGACAACCGUAUUAGGACUACAAAAUAUACCCUUCUUAGUUUUUUACCGCGGAAUUUACUGGAACAAUUUCAUAGGGUAGCGAAUUUGUACUUUAUUUUUAUAGUGUUACUGAAUUGGUUCCCGGCGAUCAACGCGUUCGGUAAAGAGAUCGCGAUGAUCCCGGUGAUGUUUGUGUUGGGCGUGACGGCGGUCAAAGAUUUGUUCGAGGACCGGAGGCGGCACGCGAGCGAUAAGAAUAUUAAUAAUAGCACCUGUAGGAUUUAUAAUAGUGAGCAUGCGAGAUACAGAAAAGUAUUAUGGAAGGAUGUGCGAGUGGGUGACCUGAUACACCUGUCAAAUAACGAAGUGGUGCCUGCCGAUAUCUUAUUACUAAGAUCCAGCGAUCCUAGCGGGAUAUGUUACAUCGAUACCGGUCAUCUGGAUGGCGAGACAAACUUGAAGCAGCGACAAGUGGCUAGAGGGUUUGUGGAAAAGCAAACUUGCUUUGAACCAAGCAAGUUCCGGAGCGACAUCGAAGUAGAAUCGCCUACAACGAAAAUCUACAGGUUUCACGGAUCCAUAGUGCACCCAUCGGGAAAACGAGUCCCUGUGGGCACCGAAAAUUUAUUACUUAGAGAAUGCUUGUUAAAGAAUACAGAUUUUAUUGAAGGAAUCGUAGUUUAUGCAGGUCAUGAAACGAAAGCUUUACUGAACAACGGCGGACCACGCUACAAGAGAUCGUCCCUCGAAAGACAAAUGAACCAAGACGUGCUGUGGUGCGUCCUAAUUUUGAUUUUUUUAUGCGUGGUUGGGGCCAUAGGAUGCAAACUGUGGCUCCUCACUUAUCCCAACCUGCCUCCUCCCUUCAGGGACGAGUAUUAUACUGAAAACGUUGAGGCUUUUUUGUCCUUUUGGACCUAUGUGAUAAUUUUACAAAUUAUGAUCCCUCUGUCUUUGUAUGUAACCCUAGAAUUGUGCAAAAUUUUACAAGUAUACCAUAUACACCAUAAUGCGGACCUUUACGAUCCUUUGAUGGACAAAAGGAUCGAGUGCAGAGCCUUGAAUAUAACCGAGGAAUUAGGGCAAAUACAGUAUAUAUUUUCCGAUAAGACUGGUACUUUAACAGAGAAUAGAAUGAUUUUUAGAAAUUGUAGUAUAGCUGGGAUUGAUUAUAACCAUCCGGCGUUAGAAAAUGAAGCUAAAAAUUCUAUUAAGCAAACCAAUUUAAGCGUAUUAGUAAACAAGAAGUUACUGAGUGAUCUCUAUCAAGAAGGCACCAUGUCCGACCAAAUUUUUAGCAGCAGAGCCUUACAUAGUGCCAGAAUCCAAGAGUUCCUUUUGCUCUUAGCAGUCUGCAAUACCGUUGUGUGUUCAAAUCAUCCGCAUCAUGACAUUAUGAACGCUAGUGGGAUCAUCGAAGCAAUUCCCAAUAUACCAACCGAUAUCGACGAUUCAAUAUCGAUCGCGCCAAAAACUGGUCCAAUAAAUGACAAAUACAGUAGAUUAGAAGAAUCACGCUCGGUCACACCAUCACCACCGUUAAACAGUUACGACUUAGAAAAAAGAUCUCAUAUGCCGACUUUAAGCACUAUAGACUCUGUGGAUAACUCGCCCGACUCCUUACAAAGUCAAAGCAGCUCGAGGUCCCUUAGGCCCAAACUGUUAAACAUUCCGAAUUUUUUAACUAGAAGGAACAACAGUAACACAAAUUUAACCGACGAAGAGAAGGUCAAAUUGAACCAAGCCUGCACUCCAUCGCCUCUUGAUUUAAAACCUAUUUACGAAGCGGAAAGUCCGGACGAACUGGCAUUGGUUGAUGCCGCUUAUAUUUACAAGUGUCGACUGUUAAAUCGAACCCCCACAGAAGUCACCGUGGACACUCCGAAUAGGGGCAGAAUGACCAUCAAAAUCCUUAUGAUUCUACCGUUCGACUCGACGAGAAAACGCAUGUCCGUUAUCAUCCGUCAUCCGAUUACCAACGAGAUCGUUUUAUACUGUAAAGGGGCGGAUACCUCCAUGAUACCUUUUCUGGUGCCAGCUGAAGAUGACUCGGAACAAGCGUAUAUCUUGAAUAAAACGCAACAGCAUCUAAGUGCGUAUGCCAGAGAGGGUUUGCGGGUGCUUGUGGUCGCCAAAAGGGUACUAAGCCAGCAGGAGUACAACGAAUGGUUUAGGAAACAUCAGGAAGUUGAACUGUCCAGCGAUAAUCUGGAUAAGAGGAUUCGGGAUAGUUAUAAUAGUAUCGAAAACAAUAUGGUGCUGUUAGGAGCCACAGGUGUAGAAGACCGUUUACAAGAAGGCGUUCCAGAAACCCUUUCCGCCUUAAUAUCCGCGGGCAUAGUAGUAUGGGUAUUAACUGGAGAUAAACCAGAAACAGCCAUCAACAUUGCCUAUUCCGCCAAGCUCUUUUCCCCCCAAAUGGAACUGCUAAAAAUCAUGGCCAGGUCAAAGGAAAGUGCUGAAAGCACUAUUCGUUGUUAUUUAGCUGACAUCAACAGGCAAUUAACGGAAGCAGAAAACAAUGCUCAAAAUAACCUUGCCGAAUUAAAUGCGAUUCCAUCGUGCAGCAAUGCGACACGUACUCGCACCCAAUCUACCACCAACAACCAUUUGGGUAGGGCGUUGGUAGUGGACGGCAAAACUCUUACUUAUAUUUUAGACAGAAGGUCGAACCUCACAAAGCCCUUCUUAGAGUUGACGACCCAUUGUAAUUCAGUAUUAUGCUGUAGGGCGACACCUUUACAGAAGGCAUAUAUCGUUAGGGUGGUCAAGGAAGAGCUUAAGAUGAGAACUCUUGCUAUAGGGGACGGUGCCAAUGAUGUUUCUAUGAUUCAAACUGCGGAUGUCGGCAUAGGUAUAUCGGGUCAGGAGGGCAUGCAAGCAGUGAUGGCGGCCGAUUUUGCGUUAUCGCGCUUUAAGUACCUCGAAAGAUUUCUGUUAGUGCACGGUCAUUGGAGUUAUGAUAGACUCGCUCGGAUGGUCCUGUAUUUCUUUUAUAAAAAUGCCACGUUUGUGUUCUUAAUAUUUUGGUACCAAUUUUACUGUGGUUUCUCCGGUUCAGUUAUGAUCGACCAAAUGUACCUUAUGCUGUAUAAUCUUUUAUUUACCUCACUACCUCCCAUUGCAAUCGGUGUGUACGAUCAAGACGCGCCCUACCGACUGCUACGAGAAAAACCGUAUUUAUACAGUCGAGGUCGAUUAGGCAAAGUUUACAAGUCCUACUCGUUUUGGUUAACUAUGGCGGACUCUUUGUAUCAAAGUGUCGUCGUGUUUUGGCUUUGCAAACUGGCCUACGACGGUAGCGACGCGGAUAUUUUUGAAUUCGGCACCGCUGCAACUACCGCGUGUAUGUGCGUCAUGUUACUUCACGUUUCUAUUGAAACAAGAUCCUGGACAAUUAUACACGCCGCCUCGAUAAUCUGCUCGAUAGGUGCUUUCUUCCUAUACUCGCUGAGUUACAAUACGUUCUGCGUAAACUGUUUUGGACUACCGAGCACUUAUUGGACCAUCCAGAUUUCGAUGCAGAGGCCGCAGUAUUGGUUGGUGACGGUGUUGGCGUCCGUCGUGGCCCUAUUGCCAAGAAUCUUAUAUAGGGUAUGCCAAACUAUGUUCACCCCGGACGAGGUGACGCGUGCGGUUAUCGCAGAUCGGAAGUGCCGCAGUAGAGGUGAGAAGUUUUCGGUCUCUUGGUCGCAAUCGACCUCCACGUCCUCUAUUUACAGAAGAACCAGUAACAGGAAUCAGCAUAACCCUCUAGCAGCCGUUACUUAAUGCUAAUCGACCAAAAACGAGAGGUAACAGGGAUGACAUAUUCGCUGAACUUAGUGAUCCUGCAUUUACGGGCUGUGAUGCAUAUAUUUAAGGGACCAACCGCAUUAUUUCAUUGCCUAAAUAAUACGGAUUUGAUUCUGAUUAGUGUUAAUGUAUUAGUUUUUUUUUUAUUUGUUUUGACAAUACAUCUUGUGCCAUGUCAAAGUUGUUGUGCAGCGGUCCAAGAUUAUAUUUCGCAGGUUAUUUAUUAAUUCCGCGGGAGUGCAUUGGUUACCAGUUGAAUUUUAUUUUAUUUUUAUGAAUUAUGACGGGACUGUUUUGAAGAAAAUUUUGCACUUUUUCGUUUUGUUUAUUUACUGGUUUAUAAUUAAAAAGUUGUGCCUUUUAGAUAGGUGACCGUUAUUUUCUUCAGUACAGUCUUUUAUUAGGUAAUUGUGUGUAUUUAUUUUAUAUAUUUAUUAUUGUAAAUAGCUAUAGAACGUGGUCCUAUCAGAGAAAGUAUAGAGCAUAUCAAGCGUAAGAAUAAUAUAACCAACUAUUUAUAAAGCAGCUGCCUGUGCUGAAUCUAUUUUUUAUACCUCGGGUCUUAGACGCCCUACUAAUUAUUAUUAAUAAAUUUUUAUUUAUAUAUAAACAUAAGUGGAAAAGACAAAUCUAACCCAAAACUCAACAGAUUUCGACGUAUUGGGUAUGUCACUUUAGAGUUUGACCAUUAUAUUAUGUUCAUAUGGGAUCUCGACCAAGAUCUCACAUUUUUUAUUCUUCGACUGUUGAAUCCUAGAAAAUUACAUGGAACCAGACCUCUCAUCUGGAUAUAUUCAAUAUUUUGUUGCCAUAUUUUUUUAAUUAUUAAUUUUAGUUAUAAUAAACAAUAUGGUCUUCUUGCAUACUAAAGGCAUUUUUUUCAAUAUAAGAAAAGGAAACAUUCGGCCCUAAGAUGUGAUUUUUUUAAAAUAAUGUCGACCUUGUAAAAAAAAUUUUAUGAUAGACAAUUUUUCAUUUUAAUAUUGAUUAAAAUCAACAACAUCUGCAAGGUAGUUUCAUAGUUUCGACCCCUUGAAUAAAUAAAUGAGGAAAUUCAAUAAAACACCUUGUAUCUCUGUUAUAAAGGUCAUCCACUAAUGAUCCCUAGUUGGGUGAAUUAAUAAUUCAUUUACGGUUAGAACUUUUAAAUAUUUUAGAAGGCCAUUACAUAUCUAUGGUUGAUUAAAAUCUUUGGAAUAUAAUUGCUUUAAUUCAUUAAAAAUAUUUCUUUUAAAUAUAUGUUUAAUUAAUAUUUACUAUGAUAAGCAUUAAACUACUUUGCCCAUUAUACACUGCUCAACAAUCGAAGUGGAUAUUAUAAAAAUCUGCAAUUUUAGUUUGCCAAUGAUUUACAAUAAAACAAAAUUAAAUGUAAUAAAUAAAUCUCUAUUAAGUUCACUCACAAUAGCCCCAAAAUAAAUAAACAGAUAUCUCCUAAAAAAUUUAAAUUUUUAACACACAACAGGAAAAAUUAAAAUAAAAUUAUACCCUGUAAAGCAAGCCCCAAAGUCCUGUCAUGAAAAUUAAUACCUCGUAGGUCCACCCCUGGCUCGUCUUAGUGCUGUCACCCUAUUUGGCGUACUUCUUAUUAAGUUGUUAAUGUAGUGUUGAGGAAUGUUUUGCCAUAUUUCCGGUAAUUGAUUGGCUAGUUGUUCUAAGGUUAGAGGUGCCUGUUCGAGCUGGUUUAAUCUUCGAGACAUUUCGGUCCAUACAUGUUCAAUGCAAUUCAUGUCGGGUGAAUGUGGUGGCCAGUCCAUUCUGAUAAUGCCAUGAAAUUCAAUGCGAUCAUUGACAAUUCUCGCACGGUGCGGGCGCGCAUUAUCAUCGAUUAAAACGAAUUCUUCACCUAUUGCACCAAAAAAUGGUACAAUUAUGUUCUCUAUAAUAAUGUCUCUAUAUCGUUCUCUAUAGCGUUCAUUGUUUCAUUUCUUAACACCACUAAAUCGGUGCGGCCAUCGAAACAUAUGCCUCCCCAAACACAAACUGAACCGCCACCAAAAAGGGUGUAGUGGGCGCCAUCAAAUUUUCAUGGUAUCGCUGUCCCCCAAAAUUCGACCAUCACACACGUGUAGCCGAAAUCUGGACUCAUCCGUAAUCAUACAAGACCUCCAGUUUUGAAAAUUUCAAUUACUGUGUUCUAUUGCCCACCGAUUUCUGCAUGCACGAUGUUCCCCCGUCAACCGUGGAUGUGUGGCACGUCGUCUGGCUCUUAAAUUGGACGCAUGUAAUCUUCUUCUAACAGUCUGAUUAGAAAUUACCCUCCCAGUAGCAUGCCUUAAGUAGCUGUUAAUUCUCGAAGCCGUAAAUGUUCGGUUUCUUUUUGCGGUUACUGUUAUAUAGCGGUCUUGAGCAUGAGUUGUAGCACGUUCUCGGCCUCCACCAUGCCUGUAAGCUGCAGACCCAGUCUCUACAUAUCGAUUCCAUGCACGACUCACGACACUUUGGGACACAUUUAACCGGUUAGCAACUUCUUCUUGAGUUAGGCCCUCCUGUAGCCAACGUACUAAUUGCUCGAGUUGCACUGUUUCUAACCAUCGUAGAACCAUUAUUUUUAAGAAAGUAAAGAGAUUUAUUGCUAACAAUGAGAAUAAUAAAGUCUACAAGCACUUUUAUGUGACUAAAUUGUUAGGAUUUUGAAACCGAAUUCUUUAAAAGAGAUAAGAAUGAACGACAAAAAAUAUUUGCUAUCAACAGGAUUUACUAAUAGCAUAAAACGCAACUUGAUGAAUUUUAUUUUUUUAGGCGAAUUUCGGUAAUUUAUAAAAUAUCCAGUUCGAUUGUUGAGCAGUUUAUAUGAAGUAUUUAGCGUGGUCAGGCUGAAAAAUAAACUAAUUGGAUCCGAAAAUAGCGGGUCUUCAAUAAUAAUAAUCGCCACUAAAAAGUGAUAUUGUCAUAAAUACAUAAUGAGAAAUUAUGAGAGAAUAAUGAGAGAUAAAGUCAAUCUAAAGGUUGAUCAUUAAAAGUUAUACAUCACACCCUCAUUAAACAACAAAAUUCCUUACUCCUAUUCAAAAUGCUCAGCCGCUACAAACAAUUUAAAUUUAUCUAAUUGUUGUUUUCCAUUUUUGCAAAAAAGCAAAUAAUGUAAAAAUUCAAGAAAGUUCAUAGAAAAGCUUUAUAUAAAUCCUUUGCAACAUUGUUUUCACCAAUAAAUGUCAUUUCUGAUCUUAUUACGAGUGUUAUAAGUUAUUGAAGUGACUGGAUUUCAUCUUUAACAUCUUCAAUAAAUUAUGUUGUUUUAUAGCAAUACUAAUAAAAUCAUUAAAAUCAGAAUUUACAAGUUAUGUAUAUAAUUUCAAUUAAGAAUUUGAAUUCUUUUAGAAUUAUUACACUUUUAUAAAAAUCCUGAGGAAUAUUGCUUGAAUAGGGUUUUCUUUUACCAGCCAUUUAAAAACUGCAGAUCACACAUCACUUCUGCCUUAAAUAAACGGUUCCAAGCAUCCUAAUUAGUAAAAAAGUUUAAAAUAUUUGCCUUGAAACAAAGACCCUUAAAAACUCACUAGUAUUCUUUUGAAAUUCUGAUGUUAUCCGUUUGUACGUAAAAUAUUUCAUAAUUCUGGGCAAUUGCUAUAUAAGCUGAAUACCGAACCCUGCAGCAACUUAUACGAAUAAUUUAGAUUACAAACAAAAAUAUUUAAUAACUUUGCACUGCUAAAUUCAAAUUAAACAUCUGUUUAAUAAUGUUGUCCGAAUGUAUUCCACUUUUCAACCCCGGAAACCUAAUUGAAUAGAUUGAAACCUAAGGCCAAUAAACUUUGUUAUUGUUAAUUACGUUUCCCAGGGGCUUUUAUGUCUACAAUUAUAUCUAUACUGUACCUUUAUAUUAGAGUGUAAACAUUUUAGCUCAAUUGUGUAAAUUUACACUGAACACAUAAAAAAAUACUAGAGACAACAAUUACUGAUAAUAUAUUUUUUUUCGCUUUGCUUAUCAGCAAUAAUAUUUUUUGUGUUCAGUGUAAACUACGUUUAUUAUAAUUUCCUAUUUUAUAAAUAGAUUUUUUACUUGCCAAUCUGUUAGCACAAUUUAAUAGAAAUGUAUAUUUUUAUAAAAAGCAUGAUUGUUACUAUAGUUGUUAUUUGUAUGAAUCUAUUGUACGUUAUUUGUUAAAAUGUUUAAUGAUCUACAGUAUUCCCGGCUUUUCACAUUUUCCUUUUCAGACGUAUUUUCGAAUUAUUUGUGCGUUUGGUAGUAUUUGUCUUCCUAGCUCUUAUUGAUAGAAUCAUUCUGAAAUGUCAAUAAAAACAAAUUUAUAGAGCACUGUUUUUUCUACACCUUGAUAAUUGAAGACAUAAGAACUAGAAUAAGCAAAAAUUUUGUUUUUGUACAGGGUUGCCCAAAUUCGAAAACUGAAAUUAACCUACCCCAUAAGACAUACAAGAUCGGUUAAAUUUUGACAAUUGUAUUAAAUAAAUUAAUGUUUAUAAAUUACGUUUAAGUUUAAUAGAAAUUUUAGAUGUUUUUUUAGCGUAAGAUAAAAGGAAGGAAAUAAUAAUGUAUUAGUAGCGCUUUUUUAUUGAGAAAUGAUGUCUUAACUGAAAUUCCGGCGUUUUGUCUUGCAUAAAUCAUUUUCAACUUUUAUUUUACUUAUUCAUUAAAAGCAAAUUAAUCUAACCUAACACCUAACAUUUUUGACCACAAGCAGUAUAAAAGUUACAUUUUAAUUCACUAUUCAAGACUCUCAUAGGACAACCUAAACAACAACCAUAGGCAAAAGGAAAUAGCUCAAUGAAACUUAUUUCACACUGCUAUUUAAAUGUCUCAAAAACGGAUUUCUACCUACAAAGCAGUCUAGCUGAACUGAGUAAUGGUUAGCUAGUUUGCUACCUCUAGUGACAAAAGAACUGCAUUCAUAAUUUGUCUUUUCAGAGAGUACGUGAAAAGAAGCUGCGUGUCUGAUCAAUCUACCAGGUAAAUGAAUUAUUGGAGUGGAGAAUGUCAUAGACGGUCACAAAUCAUGAUGUUAUCGACGAGUCUGAAAUCUAGGAAGAGUAGGUAAAGGAAUACUAUUCUUAAAAGCAGUAUACGUCAAACACUUCUGCUAGACUUGUUCAAAGAUUUGUGUGAGGUUGUUAUAAUGUGGUGGCCAUACACAGGACCUAUAUUCAAGGUGAGCACGAACCAAAGUACUGUAAAUGAGUUUUAUGGAAUUUAUGUAUUGAAAAUCUUUUGAUGAAGCCCAACAUUUGUAGAAACUGGGACACAGCUGACAUAACAUGAGACCAAAAAUUGAUCUGGGAGUCUACUGUAAUACCUAGAUCCUUCACACUAGAGACAACUUCCAAAGGGAUUCUUUCAAUGGAAUAAAUAUAACCUAGAGGGUUAACACUUUGACUAUAAAUCAUACAAUGACAUUUCCCAAUAUUUAGGUUCACAUAGUUGAUUUUACAAUAUGCAAGAAGCUGUUGGAGAUCAUGAUGCACUUUAAGGCAGUCACUAGGAUUUAAAGCUUUGCAAUAGAACUUGCGAUCAUCAGCAAACAAUAGGAACAUGCCGUAUUUAAAACAACUAGCACUGUCAUUAAUGUAGAGAGUAAAAAGGAGGGGUCCCAAGCGUCAAUCAUCUCCUUAGACUUGUAAUUACACACCAUCACAAGCUGCUACCGAUUAGUUAAGUAAUAUAAGUAGUAGCCAAUUGUAUAAGGAUUGGCUAAAGCUGAACUGAGAUAAUUUAUUCAACAAAAGAGCAAGAUUUACACGAUCGAAAGUUUUUGAGAAAUCAGUAUACACUGCGUAUAUCUGACCUUAAAAAACCUGUGUAACAAAAUAAUGUACAAGUUUUUCGAAUAACUUUGGAACAACACUGAGGAUGCUUAUUGGUCUAUAAUUAUUAACCUGAGCGUGAUAGUCAGAUUUUGGAAUCGGUGUGAUAAACUUGUAUUUCCAAAAUUCAGGACAAAUCCCAGCUUUCAAGGAUAAAUUGAGGUAUUAUGAAGCUACAUUUUUUCAAAAAAAUAGUAGGCAAGACAUUAGACCUUUAGAAGCAUCUAAAUCACUCAACCCAGCAUAGACAUCUGAAACGGAUAAGUUUAAAUUGGGAAUAUAUAGAUUAUUCAUUGUUGAAGUAAAAUUUUUAUAUUAUUAUUGCGAGUUAUGCUCAGUGAAAAGAACAUAUCGGUUAUAAGACUCUUUUUUUUAUAAUUUCACAAUUUGAUCCUGUUUCAGAAAGAAUGUUAUAGUCUGCUAACAAUUUGGAAACCAUAUAUUUCUUAUGAGCUAUCUUUUUUGAGAGUAUUAAUUAUUUCAAGCGAAAACGAAUACGGAAAUUUUUUUGUAUAACAGUAAAAGCACAAGGCAGUCUAUACAUACAUAAACAAUUUUAUAAAAUAUAUUUAACGUAUCGUUCAAGGAUUUAUCUAACAAUAAUUUAUUCAAACUGUGACAUAAAAUCUAAAAUUGCUUUCCAGUCAGGAGAGUUAAAAUCCCUGUAAUAACAACUGCCUGAGAAUUGAAGAGAUUUGUCAGUUAAGGCACAUUCUAUGGAAAAAAACCAUCAAGUUCCAGCAACCUAACUUCCUGAGUAAGGACAUCAUUGGAGGGUACAAACACAAAAUUCAAAAUUGAGCCAGUUGCAUUAGAUUAUUAUACAUUUUCAUCCUGGAUUUUUUAUGUUUUGUGGUUUAUUCAUUCUCAUCAUUAAGUAUUGUAACAUAUAAUACUUUAAUCACAAAAUCUAUGGAGAAAAGCACAAUUAAAACCUAUCUCCGACUGGCACGUCAUUUUUGCAUUAAAUUGACUUCUGUCAAAAUCAUAAUAGAACAGUAGUUCUGGUGGUAGAAUCGCAUGAAAAAUUGACUUUUCCCUAUUCACAUUUUGGAAGUAGAGUUCUGUCAAAAUAAUGUAAUGUUGAGUAAUCGUUUUUUUAUUAAAAAGAAAAUGUAUAUUGCAUCUUGUCGUUGAGCAGGGAAACCCCCGGAUUUUAAUUAACACACUAACGACACAAAAAAUUUCAAUCCUAAAUAUAUUGGGCAUGAGCUCUAUGUCAGAGCUGUAUUUGAAAAAAUAAUAUUAAAAAAAGGUAGAUGAUGGGCGCCAAGAGACGAAACGUCGUAACACAAAUUUUAAAUUGCUAUCAUAGUAGGGCGUAGUAUCAAUAAGAAAGUGUAAGGUAUUUUGCUCUAUGGCUUUGGGAAAAGAAUUAAAAAAAAAUCAAAAUCUACAGCAUUAAACUCUAAUUUUCUAAUGACAUGUUAUAUACAAGGAGAAUAAGAUGCUGAUCCUUAAGGGUGUUAGUCCUUAGUGUUUUUAAGAAGAAAAGUUCAAAUAAAGCUUGUCUUAAACACCUUAAUAUGUGAGCUACAGGGUAAUAAAAUCUUAAGGAAAAAAUCGUUUCUUCACUUCACUACUAACUUCCUAGAUAUAUUUAUGAAAUUUAGCACACACCCUCUGAGUAUCAACAGCUAUUUUUUGAUGUAGAAGUUUUUUAAAGUUUAACCAGUGGCGUCCGUACAGGAACAAAGACUACAUAUUAAAAAAACAUAUUGCCAUUGCUUUUGCUUAAAAUAAAAUCUUUUUUUAUAUUCCCCACUCAUGUUAGGGCAAAUUCAUUUAAAAAAAUAUAAACAUACGCACAGGGUGGCCAUUUUAUUAGAGGCUGGCUUUUUAAAAUCUAGAGUUUCGGAAAUAAACUCCUGGACAAAAUUAUCGCACCACUAAUUAUGUUGUCAAGAAAAUUUAAAUAAAAAUAAAUAUCAGUUAAAACAGUUAUAUCUUUUCUCGUAUAAAAAGCAGAACUGGACAAAAACUAUGUUUAUGCUUUAUCAUGGAACAUGCUGCUCGUGAGGAGUGAGAAUACAUCCGCAGGAAAGUUUUCAUAAUUUGAUACGAGGAUUUCAUUAUGGGUCUAUUGUUUUAUUUUUGUAUCAAAAUUGAAGUUAGUGAAAAUCGAUGCUUUUCCUUGUAUUGAAUUAAGUUACUUAAAUCUCGUUUUGUUAAAUAGAAUAUAAUUGUUUUUGUUAAUUAAUAAUGCAUAGUUAACAAUGCUUAUAAGUUUGCUUAUUUUUUUAUCUUUAUUAAAAAAAAAUCUCUAAAAAUCAAGUGGUGCGAUAAUUUUGUCCAGGAGUUUAUUUAUAAUUUCAUUAAAGUGAUGUAAUUUUAAUAACUGUUAUAACUUUCAACAAUAAUAACGCUCUUUGACCAAUUUCGUUAAUUUAGUAUUUCACCUUAGUAGACUGUGACAUACGAAGGUUGCCUUUAUUUCUCCCAAGGAACCUAAAAAUAUACGCAAUGUCCCAUUUAAAAUUCUGGUGUUAAAGUCGGUGCAGCACUUUAUGAACACCCUGUAUUGAUGAAACUCAAAUAAUUUAAAAAUUCACUUAAAACAAAAACAAUUCUGUAAGAACAUUUUUUAGACACCCUGUAGAUUCUGAGAAAAAUGAUGGGCCUCUAAAAAUGGCCACCCUCUACAUUAUUUUACCACAACUAGAUUAGCGGUACUUUAAUAUUAAAUAGUUUUUAAAAAUUUCAUAGAAGUCUCAUAAAUUUUGUUCUAAGGGUGACGACUUCAACAUCGUAGCUCUCAGGUUAAGGAGUUAAGCUCUAUUUGAACAUUUCUUCUUAAAAUUACCUAAAGAUAACACCCUUAAGGAUCAGCAUCUUAUUUUGUAAUACUCUGUGUAACAUUGGAUCAUGUUUGUGUUAAUUUAAUAAGUCUUAUACCAGCAUCUUGGAGACAGAAUGGCUGAUCUAUUAAUCUAUUAAUUACAUUUAAAUUUUUGGAUUUUUCCGGGAAUAUUAGGAAAAUCAUUUUAAUGACUACGAAAUUACGCAGCUUAGCGAUAAUUUACCGACCUUGUAUCUCUUACCACCUCGAAUUUGAGAUACCCUGUACCCAUUAUAACCGUCGAAAGAAAACAAGCUUUUUUUUUUUCAAUAUUUUUUAUUUCUUUUUAUAUAAUACUUAACACUAAUUUACUCUAAUUUAUAUGUUCAAGUAAUAAAUUAGGAGGGAGUGUUGAAUAAGUU